Dioscorea cayenensis subsp. rotundata (Guinea yam) is the source of this 2773-nucleotide messenger RNA. Its product is annotated as homeobox protein HOX1A. The record is from RefSeq and is a predicted model, not a curated record. Gene Ontology annotation, molecular function: chromatin binding; DNA binding; DNA-binding transcription factor activity, RNA polymerase II-specific. Gene Ontology annotation, cellular component: nucleus. NCBI's taxonomy places the organism in Eukaryota, Viridiplantae, Streptophyta, Magnoliopsida, Dioscoreales, Dioscoreaceae. The transcript is spliced from 11 exons. The coding region runs from base 404 to 2662 and encodes 752 amino acids. Gene Ontology annotation, biological process: chromatin organization; regulation of DNA-templated transcription.
AUAAGAAAGUAAAUUAAAAAGGAAAAACCAAUUCAUCACUUCCUUCUCGAGCUUGUUCGAUUGCCGCCGUUCUCGGGCAUUGCUCGAGAGGGUGAUCCCAAAUCCGAGCUUCAAAUGCUUGCACUGAUGAAUGAUAUCAAGGGUUUGAUCCUGGAAAACAGGUGUCUUUCAGGGUAUGGUGGCCAAAUGCUGCACGAUUUGCGAAUUUAGAAGUGCAUUUUCCGGGUGCUCGAAAGUCACAAAGUACAUUGUUCUCUUUUUCCAUCCAAGGAAUGGUGCCUCAUACGAUUUUCGAUAAUUUAACUUGCAGGGAUCCAUGAAGAUUUAAAACUUAGAAAGCUAACCAUAUCUAGUUUUCAUCUCGCUCUGUUGGAUAUUGAGUUAUAGACUAUCCAACCUAGUCAUGGCAGGAGCAUCGAAUUCGAAAUCACCAAAAGCAAAUAUGAAGCGUGUAGUGGCAAAAGAGUCUACUAAUUCAGCUCAUAAAGGAAAAAAGAUCUCUCCGAAACCCGGGGCCCAGAGAUAUAGUUUAAGAUCUGCUCUCAAUGGUGUUAGAGUUCUGAGAUCAAUGUCAAAUGGAAAAAGUAAUUCCCCUGUCAUGUCCGAUAAGAGUAACAGUAGGAGUAGGAGUAAGAGUAAGAGUAAAAGCCCUGUAAAAAAGUCUGUUAGUCUCCCGGUACAGCCAGUAACAGAAAGAAGAAAAAAGAAGAAAGUGAGAAAAGUUACAGCUGAUGAAUUCUCUAAAAUCAGGAAUCGUAUAUAUUACUUGCUGAAAAGAAUAAGUUACGAACAGAAUCUGAUUGAUGCAUAUUCAGGGGAAGGAUGGAGAGGGCAAAGUUUGGAAAAAAUUAAGCCUGAGAAGGAGCUUGAACGAGCCAAAUCUGAAAUUUUACGCUGCAAACUAAAAAUCCGUGACUUGUUUCACCAUUUGGACUCUUUAUUAUCCAAGGGAAGAUUUGAGGACUCUUUGUUUGAUUCUGAGGGACAAAUUUCUAGUGAUGAUAUAUUUUGUGCCACAUGCAAUACAAAGGAUGUUACCGCUAAUAAUGAUAUUAUCCUCUGUGAUGGAAUUUGUGAUCGUGGUUUCCACCAAAAGUGCUUGAACCCUCCAUUGUUGAGUGAAAAUAUUCCAUCUGGAGAUGAAGGUUGGUUGUGCCCUGCGUGUGAUUGCAAGGUAGACUGCUUUGACUUGCUCAAUGAAUUUCAAGGAAGUGACUUGACUAUUGAGAAUACAUGGGAGAAUGUUUUUCCUGAGGCAGCUGCCUCCACAAAUAGUGGUAUGCAGCAUGAUGAAUCUGGCUUUCCAUCAGAUGAUUCGGAGGAUGAUGAUUAUGAUCCUGAUGUUCCUGUUGUUGAUGAGGAAGACCAGGAAGAAGGAUAUAGUUCUGAAGAAUCUGAUUCCAUUUCCUUGUCAGAGGAAUCUGGGGGUUUAAAGCAUGAACUACAGAACAAAGAUUUGGGUCUCCCUUCUGAUGAUUCUGAAGAUGAUGAUUAUGACCCGAAUAGGCAAGACAUUGAUGAAAAAACUAAGAAAACAAGAUCAAGUUCUGAUGAGUCAGAUUUUUCGUCUGAUUCUGAUGAAUUCUGUGCAUUACUUUCAAAAGCAUCGGAUGCUAAUGAAGUUUCUGAAUCUUGUAAGCCUUCCACCAGUUCUAGUGAAAGAAGACGUGCUUCUCAAAGAAAUAAGUCUACAAUAAAUUCCGCGCCUCUUUCUUUAUCAGAGCCUAAUAUGAACCAAGAAAAUGCUAUACCUGUAUCAGAGAAAACGCAGCAUGAACAUCUAGAUUAUAAAAAGUUACAAGCGGAAGGCAAUGGUAAGACGUAUUAUAAUUCAACUGAUGAUGAAGACUGGUCUAACGUGAAUACAAAGAAGAAAGGUAAGGGAGAUCCUCAUUCUACAAAGAAGAAAGGCUCUAGAAGAUCCAAGGGCAAGCUUGCUGAGGAUGGAGGAACUGUGAACUCAGGGUUGGAUCUACUUCAGGCCUCCCAAAUUUCAAAUGAAUUGACACCUUUGGGAACACAAGUCAGGUCAGAGGCCCAUCAGGUCAAUAUGUUUGUAGCUGAACGACUUGGUGAUUCCCAUGGACCUGAUUCUAAUGGCAAUGCGAGGCCUAUUCCACGUAGGUCUCUGGGUGGUGCAAUAUCUCAGAAACUUCUUCAAUCCUUUGGAGAGAGUCAGUACCCUGCACGACACACGAAAGAAAGAUUGGCUGCAGAGCUUGGGUUAACAUUUCAGCAGGUGAGUAAAUGGUUUGAGAAUACACGGCGCAGCCUGCGAGCUUCACAAGCAAUCACACCUCUAGCAGUUAGUCAGCCUGGGAUGAAUAACAGGGAUGAAUCUCAGGCGAAAGAAACCAAUCAAGCUGGGAUAAUUACUCCAACUAAUGGCAAUGCAGCAAGUGCCAGUUUAAUAUGUGUCACAACUCCGAGCAAAACUGCAGCUGCGUCCAAUUCUCAGGGCCUCUAUACUGGAUCUAGCUUCAGUAAUGGACAGAACUCUGGUAGCGGCCGGGGUAAGAGAAACAAAUCAGUGGAGGAUGGCAAACAAGAGGUUCAAGAUGUGAGUACCUCAAACAUUGUAGACAAAACAAGAGAAUUAAUCGACAAAGAUCGGCAGAAGGCAAUAGCUCGUGAAUUGCGAAAGAGAAGGAAGUGCAUGUGAGAUUCUUUUGCUGAUGCUAUGCCUGCAUUACAAGUUUCGGUUUAGUGAAAUUUGUAGGAAAUAGCAACUAAACAUUGCAGAAUCUUUAAUCGACGCUAAUUCUUUUAAUCU